CUUAGUCAUCAUCGCCACAACGACUGCUAUUUGUUGGUUACUUUUACCUCUUCUACUGGGUUCACUCUGAAGAAGCCACAGCAAGGAGGCCGGGCCCUGGGGCCGCUCUUCUUGCUGAUUUGCCAUCAAAACAGAGGAGGGAAAGCGGCUUCAUUCGUUCGCCAACCAUGUGCAUCAAGAGUCGAUCCGAGGUCUUCGCCCUGUCAAUCUUGUGCGCGAUAUACAACGUCGCCUACAUACUCAUACAUGCCAUGAAUUUAGCCUACCACAGCAACUUCGCGAAGCUGCACAUCAUGUACGUGGCCAUUUACUCGAUGGGCCUGCUGAUCUCCGUACUGUUCUUCGUCACCAUCAUCUCGAGGCGAGCCGCGACCAUGCAAGUGGGUGUGUUUCUGUGCAAAGUAAGGAUCGCCAUCACGUCCAUAGAGGUUGGUUACCUCGGCUAUAGGAUAGCAUUGGGCCGCUACGACCUGCCGUUGCACUUUUUCAAGGGGGAGAACCAAAAGAACGCUGUGCCCUUGGCCGUAGCCAGCCAGCGCGUUUUCAGGAAGAAACUUCGGAGUGAUAGAGAGUGGAGGAAGUUCUACCACGUCUCCUAUCUCGGCAUGGAAAUCUGCUUGCUGAUUAUUGACCUCUACGCUACCUGGCGACUGGAUUAUUUUGUGGAAAAUAUGGUCUACAAGGGCCUGUUCUACUGAGGCAUAAAAAUUCAGCGAGAUUCUCCGCAA
Dermacentor albipictus is the source of this 728-nucleotide messenger RNA. RefSeq lists its product as uncharacterized. The record is from RefSeq and is a predicted model, not a curated record. Lineage: Eukaryota; Metazoa; Arthropoda; Arachnida; Ixodida; Ixodidae.